UGAUGACGUCGGGCUCCAGCUUCACCUCCCGCAUCUCGCUCAGCAGCGCCAGCGCCGGCUGCCACUGCUCGCCCUGCGCGCACGCGCUGAUCCAAGCGUUGCAGCUAGAUGACGUCGGCCUCCAGCUUCGCCUCCCGCAUCUCGCUCAGCAGCGCCAGCGCCCGCCGCCACUGCUCGCCCUUCCCGCACCAGCGCCAGCGCCCGCCGCCACUGCUCGUCAUUCCUGCACGCGCUGAUCACCAAAUCGUAGCUGAUGACGUUGCGCUCCAACUUCGCCUCCCACGUCUCGCUCAGCAGCGCCAGCGCCGGCUGCCAAUGCUCGUCCUUCCCGCACGCGCUGAUCACAGCAACGUAGCUCUGAUGACGUCGGCCUCCAGCUUCGCCUCCCGCAUCUCGCUCAGCAGCGCCAGCGCCCGCCGCCACUGCUCGCCCUUCUUGCACGCGCCGAUGCCAGCAUUGUAGCUCUGAUGACGUUGGGCUCCAGCUUCGCCUCCCGCAUCGCGGUCAGCAGCGCCAGCGCCCACUGCCACUGCUCGCCAUUCCCGCACGCGCUGAUCCCAGCAUUGUAGCUAAAUGGCGUUGGACUCCAGAUUCAACUCGUGCAUCUCGCUCAGCAGCGCCAAAGCCCGCUGCCACUGCUCGCCCUUCUCGCACGCGCUGAUCCCAGCGCUGUAACUGAUGACGUCGGGCUCCAGCUUCGCCUCACACAUCUCGCUCAGCAGACGCCAGCGCCCGCUGCCACUGCUCGCCCUUCUCGCACGCGCUGAUCCCAGCGCAGUAGCUAAUGACGUCGAACUCCAGCUUCGCCUCACGCAUGUCGCUCAGCAACGCCAGCGCCGGCUGCCACUGCUCGCCCUUCUCGCACGCGCUGAUCCCGGCAUUGUAGCUAGAUGACGCUGGGCUCCAGCUUUGCCUCCCGCAUCUCGCUCAGCAGCGCCAGCGCCUGCUGCCACUGCUCGCCCUUCUCGCACGCGCUGAUCCCCGCGCUGCAGCUUACCAAUGACGCUGGGCUCCACCUUCGCCUCGCGCAUCUCGCUCAGCAGCGCCAGCGCCCGCUGCCACUGCACGCCGUUCCCACACGCGCUGAUCCCAGCAUUGUAGCUAAUGGCGUUGGGCUCCACUUCACCUCCCGCAUCUCGCUCAGCAGCGCCAGCGCCGCCUGCCACUGCACACUCUUCUCGCACGCGCUGAUCCCAGAGCUGUAGGUGAUGACGUCGGGCUCCAGCGUCGCCUUCCACAUCUCGCUCAGC
Messenger RNA from Prorocentrum cordatum, 1250 nucleotides. NCBI's taxonomy places the organism in Eukaryota, Dinophyceae, Prorocentrales, Prorocentraceae. The record is from the annotation of a GenBank genome assembly.